ACCAUCGCGCGGCUUUUCGCCUUCCGCCUGUCCUUCGCGACCAAGCGCGUGCCGCCGAGGGGCCAGGAGGGGUUCGGCGCCUGGGGGGACAUCGUGCAGAUCAUCACAUUCGUGGGGGUACUUGUCAACGUGGGAGAGGCUUGCUUCGUGAUGAAGCCUCUCAGGACUCUGCCACCGCCGUACAAGCUGACCUGGUUUCUGUUUUUCGAGCACGCCCUUCUCAUGACCAAGCUGUUUAUCACCACGGCCGUCCCUAGCAUCGCCGACAACCAGAAGUUCAUCGAGGAGCACAACUCAUUAGCGGUGGAG
Molecule: messenger RNA, 309 nt
Organism: Prorocentrum cordatum
Lineage: Eukaryota; Dinophyceae; Prorocentrales; Prorocentraceae
Source: the annotation of a GenBank genome assembly